UUUGUGCCACCAUAUUGGUAGUGAGGGGAAGGUCGAGGAGUGGAUGCGGGAGGAGAGGCGCGUACGCGUUGUUUUGCUGUAUUUUCGCGCAUUUCUGGGCCACCAACGCGUGUUGACUACCAUCCACAAUCACCGCUAUGCCGCCCGCAGGGAUUCCGCCUAAGCGGGCGCUGCCGUCAAAGGAGGCGACGCUCUUUAAAGAGCUGCUGAACCUAUAUGAGACCAGGCAACUCAAGAAAGGCCUCAAGACUGCCGACCAGAUCGUCAAAAAAUUCCCUGAGCAUGGAGAAACUCUCUGCAUGAAGGGACUCAUCCUCACGCACAUGGGUCGGCGAGAAGAAGGGCUGGAACUGGUUAAGAAAGGCAUUCGACUCGAUCUUACUUCGCACAUUUGCUGGCAUGUCUUUGGUCUCAUUCAGAAGGGGGAGAAAAACUACGAGGAGGCUCUCAAGUCCUAUACCCAGGCUCUGAAAUUUGACAAGGAGAAUCUCAAUAUUCUGCGAGAUGCCGCACAUCUGCAGACGCAGCUACGGAUCUUCGAUGGCCUGGUUGAGACCCGACUUAUGCUCCUUCGUCUCCGGCCUAGUCUGCGCCAGAACUGGAUUGGUCUUGCGGUUGCUUACCAUUUGAAUGGAAACCUGGAUGAAGCACGCAAAGUUCUGGAACAGUAUGAGGCUACGCUCAAGAAUGUUCCAGAUUAUGAUGUAGAGCACUCGGAGGUCCUUCUAUACCACGUCCGGAUCCUGGAAGAGAUAGGUUCAACAAGUGAAGCUCUGGCGCUGCUCGAUGUCAAUGCAAAGUCAAGAGCAAUCAUCGAUCGAAUGGCCAUAAUGGAAUUCCGAGCUCGAUUGCUGUCGAAACUUGGUGACAGUGAGGCGGAACACACAUGGCGGGCGCUCAUUGAACAAAACCCAGAUUGUCAUGAUUACUAUCGAGGGUUUCUGUUGAACCGUGGUAUCGACUUUGAUGCAAUCUCGGAUGAGAACAGGGAGGCUGCUUUGCAGUGCUUAGAGGACUUCUCUACACAAUUACCCCGUGCUGCAGCUCCUCGGCGAUUGGCACUCAGCAUUGCAGUUGGUGACAAGUUCAAUGAGCUCAUAGAGCCCUAUCUCAUGAGUGGCCUGGAGAAAGGCAUUCCUUCCCUAUUUGCUGAUGUCAAGGCGUUGUAUCGUGAUCUUUCCAAACAACAAGCAAUCGAAACGAUCGUAGAGGCCUUUCGCGACAAAUUCGCACCUGCGGCGGAACCGCAGCCGACGAGUUCGGACCCGACAACUUACCUCUGGACUCUUUACUUCCUGGCUCAGCACCAUUCAUACUUACACCGGCAUACCAAAGCUCUUGAACUGCUUGAUGUUGCCAUUUUGCAUACUCCCACACUGCCUGAGCUUCAUAUGUUCAAGGGUAGAGUGCUGAAAUGGUGCGGCAACCCAAUCGGCGCUGCGCGUUGUCUGGACGAGGCCCGUAUCCUGGACCUUCAAGAUCGCUGCCUAAAUACCAAAUGUGCUAAGUAUAGAAUGCGGGCUGGUUUCAUAGACGAAGCGAGUGAUAUACUUGGUUUGUUCACGAAGAAAGAUGCUCCAAGUCCUGGUGCUGACCUCGAGGACAUGCAAUCGCUGCUUUAUCUCACUGAGGAGGGUGACGCGCAUCUGCGGAAGGGCAAUCUGGGAAUGGCUUUGAAGAGGUACACUGCUGUACAAAAGGUGUUCGAUGAGCUGGAGGAUGACCAGUUCGACUUCCACGGAUACUCGCUGAGGAAGUUCACAAUCAACGUGUACUUGGAGCUGAUUGUUUGGGAAGACCAUUUGCGGUCGCAUCCGGCAUAUGUACACACCGCCAUUGCUGCUUCGAAGAUAUACGUCCGUCUACACGAUAAUCCGUCCUUAACCAGUACUCUAACAUCAAACGGCACUCUUACGGAUGCGGAGAAAAAGGCAAAGAAAAAGGCGAAAAAAGCAGCGCAAAAGGUGCACGAGGAAGUCAAGAAAGCGAACGCCAACGUUAACGAGGAUAAGGGGCUGGAGCUGCCCGCUCCCAAGGACGACGAUCCUGAUGGAGCAAAACUACUGCAAGCCUCUGACCCUCUUGAGAAGGCUGCCAAGUUCUUGGCUCCGCUCAGGACACUUGCAAAGGACAACAUCGACGCUUGGAUAGCAACAUACGACGUGGCCGUACGUCGAAAGAAGUACAUCCAAGCUGUCAAGGCGUUGAAUAGCGCGCGUGCUGUGAAUGCUGAAGAUCCAGAGCUGCAUGUUCGACUGGUCCACUUUCGCACAAUUGUGGCCUCGCUACCUCAAUCACCUCCUGCACCUAUGGGGCCUGUUGUCAGCGAGGCUCUGACCAAGUUGCUCCCAGAAGAGCUGUCACUGGAGCUGUACAAUUCGCAGUAUUUACAGCGGCAUUCUACUGAUGCCAGGGCGAUCUUGGCUUGCGCGAAGGUGUCACACCUGCUACAAGCACCUAGGGGAGAGGUAGAAGAUGCCACGUUUGCGGUGCUUAAUCCGGAUGUCAAGCUGGACAUUAAGACGUCUCUUGCCGUGCACGACUUCUUGAAAGACCUCCAAUCGCCGCGGGCAGAUGAGCUCAGGACAGCAUGCGAUAAGAGGUUCGAGCUGUCAACUGUCUUCAAGCUGCCGAGCGAGACUUCUUCACUGCAGUGGAAUGCUGCUGAGACAGAUGCAGUUACAGGAGGAGCAGACAAGGCAGAGGUAGUCGGCUAACCGAAGUGUGCACGUCGCAUCCCAUGAGUGCUCCUCACAUUCGCCGUUACCGAUACAUAUGCAUAAUUUUCUCGGCAUGCCGAGGUGUUGUCGAUAUGAGCUAAUAGCAGAGCUCAUGCGAUGAGGGUACGUCUCAUCCGCCCAAGUGUGAGUGUGAGCAUUGCGAGGAAGUCUAUGGUGCCUGUGCUUUCGCCGCGUGUAUCAGGUAUUUGCAAACUGCAUAUAUACAGUAGUAGAUGUCCUUUGAAAUGCCAUGAACGUGUCUCUCGCGUACAGCUAUGCCAACACACCCACAUGCCAACCUCGGUCACCUAUCUGGUCGAGCAAGCCCUUCCUGCUCAAGAAUUUUUUUCUAUGACAGCUUAGUGCGCCAGACCCCAGCAAGACAGAAGUGAUUGGUAAUUGCGGAGCCCAUGCUAAAUCAAGGCGACUGAGCCGUUCCAGAGCAUAGGCUGCUGAUCAUGAUGAACAAGUUCGACGA
This is a messenger RNA of Laetiporus sulphureus 93-53, 3198 nucleotides long. Its product is annotated as NMDA receptor-regulated protein 1a. Gene Ontology annotation, molecular function: protein binding; protein-N-terminal amino-acid acetyltransferase activity. Gene Ontology annotation, biological process: N-terminal peptidyl-methionine acetylation. The coding region runs from base 138 to 2717 and encodes 859 amino acids. Lineage: Eukaryota; Fungi; Basidiomycota; Agaricomycetes; Polyporales; Laetiporaceae. Gene Ontology annotation, cellular component: cytoplasm; NatA complex. The record is from RefSeq and is a predicted model, not a curated record. The transcript has 16 exons.